UCGGCUGUUGUGAACGAGGCACCGACUCGAUCUGUGCGAGACAAGGCUAGACCUAUUAAAGAGGAUCCGCUCUUUUUUCUUUUACCAGAAGUUGAAAAGUUUUCGCUUGAAGCGCACGCGACGAAAACUCUGCCGGUAGCUGCAGAGCAACGCUCAUUCUGGUGGAAAGAGUACCUUUGGACAAAGCAAGAAGAGCGGAGUUCCACAGCUCUUUGGGAGUACUUUUUUGAUUCCCACAAUAUUUGGGAGAAUUUAUUUUUACGGUCUCUAGUUUGACAAAAUGCAGUUCGGAGUACCACUUUUGGUCCUCUGUUUGGCCCUUGGCUCAACAGAGGCAACGAUUUCACUGAAACUCGUCUCCAGACUUUAUCUACCUUUUGACAAGUUGCCAGUCGGAGGUGGGGCAGGUGGGGCAGGUGGGGCAGGUGGUGCCGGAGGAGGCGGUGGAGGGGGUGGUGGAGCUGGAGGUCGAGGAGGUGGUGGAAGAGGACAGACCGGCGGCAUGUAUGCCCUGAACAAUGGCGUCGCUUUCAAAUCAGCUUAUGACAUGGACAAACAAUUGGCAUACGUGGGAGGCGGACAAUUUGUUCAGAUUGUCGACUUUUCCGACGUCGUUCAACCCAAGGUAGUGAAACAGAUCGCUACAGAGGGCCCAGUUGCAGACAUCGCAGAAUGUGGCGAUUUGGUUGCGUUCACUCAGCCAGGGAAGCCUCACUUCACUGAUGUAGGAUCACUGAAGAUCUAUGAGAAAUACAACCCAGCCACCAUGAUGAUGAAAGAACUAUGCUCUGUCGAAGUUGGUUCUCAGCCUAUCGCCGUCCGCUUCGCCCAAGGUUGCAGCCUCAUCAUCGUCGCCAACGAAGGCGUGAUGGGAGAGAACAACUAUACUAAGAAAUACGUCAACCCUGAAGGCACCAUCACUACAGUUAGGCUAGCAGGUUCAGUUUCUAAUGGUCCCAGUCAGCAGAUCGUGAACACCACGUUUGGUGCUGGUGGUCCAAUGAUGACCACACCGAUGGCUGGUUUCCCUCGUGGUACAACGUGGAGCCCUAAUGCAGGAGCAGGUGGUCAAGGUGGUCAAGGCCAAUACCCAGGACAAGGCGGUCAGGGCGGUCAGGGCGGCCAAGGCGGUCAAGGCCAAUACCCAGGACAAGGCGGUCAGGGCGGACAGGGCGGACAGGGCGGCCAAGGCGGUCAAGGUGGCUACCCCGGACAAGGCGGACAGGGUGGACCAGGUUAUUACCCCGGUCAGGGCGGUCAAGGCGGACAAGGCGGAUGGGGCCAGGGAGGAGGACAAGGCGGCCAAGGUGGUGGAAACAACCCUCAGUAUCCCAUGAUUCCGACUACACCUUUACCCGGUACAAUCUGCAAUGGAACAUCUACUAUGAGCUACGUUGUCAGUCAGAUCAACUUCCACAAAUUCAACGCACCAGCCGAGGUCCAGCGAUUGAAAGCACUCCACGUUCGUCAGCCUUACACAGGUCAGUUGGGUGACCCUGGUCCACACACAUUCUCACGAGGACUUGAACCUCGACACAUCACAUUGGAUGGCCAGGAACAGAUCGCUUAUAUCAGCUUACAGGAAAAUAAUGCCAUCGCAGUCGUCGAUUUGAAUAACAACACCGUGAUUGAUAUUCUCCCGAUGGGUGUGAAGAAUUGGAAGGGACUCAAGAUCGAUGCAAGCAGUGCGGAUAGAGGCAUUAUGUUCCAGACAUACGACCAGCUAAACAGCUUUCCCAUGCCAGAUGCAAUCGAAACAUACUACGACGCUAUGGGUGAUCUUUACGUGGUAACGGCAAAUGAGGGCGCUAAACCUAUGAUGGCUACGUGUUCCCUCGAAGUUUGCCCUGGCGGACCAGGAGAGUUCGAAGAAGUCGAGAUUGGUGAAGAAUUCAUCGUAGAAGAGCUACUUCCCCAACCCGUGAUAGACAGUCCCCUGGGACAAGCAAUGGCUGAAGAGACACAGUUAGGCUCUUCUCUCUUCAGUAUGGUCGACGGUAUCAAUCCUGCUGAGCCAGAAUUUUUCAACGAAGUAUUCAUGUUCGGUGGGCGUGGUAUCUCAGCCUAUAAGGUUGACCCUAUAACUAUGAACAUGACCUUGGCUUGGGACAGCGGUGAUGUCAUCGAGAAGGAGAUCGCAAAGUUCUUCCCCAAGAUCUUCAACGGAGCCGCAUUCUCUCGUCCUCCCCAGCGAGUUAAACCGUUCAUGACUAAGGACUCGCGAUCGAGUGGAAGGGGGCCUGAGUGUGAGUCUCUAGCUGUUGGUGAUGUCCAGGGCAGAAAACUUAUCUUCGUUGGUAUUGAUGGAGUAAGUGCUCUCGCCAUCUUCUCCGUUGCCCCUGGCAACAGCACACCUGUUUACGAAUCCCUCUUCAAGGACGGACAUAUUGAUGCCAGCUAUAACGCCCUCUACAAAAACCGAAAAACCGGCGACCUUUCCCCAGAAUCUCUUUCAUUCAUCCCUCCAGAAAAGAGUCAAACUAACAAGCCUCUCCUCCUUGUGACCGGUCGAGUGAGUGGUACAGUCUCUAUGUAUGAGGUGAUCGAUGUUCCUUACUGGAUGUUACUCAAGACACUUGGAACCAACAUAGAAGGAAGUAGUGCCAUAUCUGUGACGUCAUCAGCGUUCAGCAUCUUCUUCGCAUUUUUGUCUGGGAUGUUCGCAAUCUUCAUGAAAAUGUAAUUUUAUUCAUAAUAUAAUUUCUAAUGCAGCUCUUUUGAAAACGUUCUUGUUUCAUUUGGUGGUAGACUUCAGUCUAAUGAAUAACGAGAUUACGCAAGAUUCCCCCUUUUCGAUUUGUUUGUAUAUGGAUGUAAUCUAACCUGAUCAAUUUGAUUUCUUGAUAUCAAAUUUAAUAUUGGUUAGCAAGGAAGGUUGAAAUAACGUU
Messenger RNA from Strongylocentrotus purpuratus (purple sea urchin), 2888 nucleotides. It is a transcript of the gene msp130, whose product is annotated as mesenchyme-specific cell surface glycoprotein. The transcript is spliced from 13 exons. Lineage: Eukaryota; Metazoa; Echinodermata; Echinoidea; Camarodonta; Strongylocentrotidae. The record is from RefSeq and is a predicted model, not a curated record. The coding region runs from base 281 to 2683 and encodes 800 amino acids.